Molecule: messenger RNA, 3879 nt
Organism: Tetrahymena thermophila SB210
Lineage: Eukaryota; Ciliophora; Oligohymenophorea; Hymenostomatida; Tetrahymenidae
Product: RING-H2 zinc finger protein
Exons: 9
Source: RefSeq, a predicted model, not a curated record
GAUAAUAUUUGCGAAUAACUAAGUAGUAUUUAAAUCAAUUUAAAAUAAUUAAUUAAUCAGAUUGAAUUUGAUCAUCUAAUAAAAGUUAGAAUUGCAUUUUUUAUGAUGAUAUCAUCUUAAUAAUAGCCAAUCUAAUCUCAAUAGCAGUAAUAGUAGCUUAAUUCUUUUUAGCGAUAGCCAAUUAACUCCAUCCAUAGAGCUAUGAAUGGUUAGAUUUAAUCUGCCAAUAGACCAAAUCAAGCUCAAAAUUAAUUUUUAUAUUAAAAAAACUUACAUCAAAAUCAAGCAUAACCUAAUAAGCGCAUUAAAACUAUUAAAAAACCUUCUCUGAUGGCAAGGGCGGGGAGGAAUGUAGUUGAGGAAAGAAAAAAUAGUUUCCCUACUUAGAGUUCUGAGUAACCAAAAUAUAUUCCCCAAAAUGGACAAUUAAUAUUAAAUGGAGUGAAUCGAGGAAAUAAUAAUCCUUAAGUAAACUUAGCUUCAACUUCUCAAACUAGUUAUUUAUCGACUAAUAACACUUUGAUUUUAGGUAACAAUAAUAGCAAUAAUAUGAAUUCAAAUUUAAACCAAAGCAGAAGAGUUAGUAACACCAUAAAUGGGUAAAUAAAUAAACAUUUUGAAAAAAAGCAUGGCUAUGAUAAAAAAAUCAAUUAAAUUGGAAAUUAUUAAGGCGGAAAUCCUUCAAAUCAUUUCUAUCAAGGAUCUUCUCAACCUUGUGUUUAAUGUGGUUAAAAUGGAUGCAAUAGCGUAUGCGGAUUAAGUGUAGUUGGGCAAUAAAUAUAAAAUGGUGGAAAUAACAGCAUCUUGGGUAACAAUAGUAAUGUGGUUUCUUAUAAUUAACCGCAGGAUUCACAGAGAAUGAGAUUUUAAGCUUCGGCCUAAAAUAUUUUAAAUUAAUCAGGCUUGUAAAAAAUCUAAUCAAAUAAUUAGUCUAAUAAUUCAAAUAUAGCUAGCUAAAGUAGCUCAAGUUGCUUUUCUAAUUAAUAAUAAAAUAAUAUCUAAAAUAGAUAACACUCUAAUUAAAUUUCUAUUCACUCCUCAAAUAAUUUUUUAGAAAACUCUUAACAACUGCAGUAAUCUCAAAACUAUUUAAAUUAAAAUAAUUCCAAUAGGAAUAAAAGAAAUUCUAAUGUAGCUAAUGGAAGGAAUAAUAACAUUCGUAAUAUUCCCAUAUAAGAGUUAAUAAACAUCAAUUAAAAUUAAAUAUAAUUAAAUAAUCAUGUGAUGGAUAUGUCAUUUAGUAAUAAAGAGAGCUAAUAUCAUACUUUAACUUCAAAUGUGAAUGAUCAAUUUAAUCAAUAAAAUGAUUCUCCUUUGUAAAUUUUAGCAUCUAAUAGGCAUUAGCGUGUUAGAUAAGCAGCUGCUCAAAUCGAAAAUGCAAACAAUCAAAGGGCAAACUCUAAUAAUUAAAAUAACUAACAUACAAAUAAUACAGGAAGAGCUAGAAAUCCAUAAACAAUUAGGUCAUUUAGCAAUAAAAAUAAUAAUAAUAAUAAUAUCAAUCAAAACUAAAAUAGAUAGAAUGGAAACUAAAAUUUUCAAGGUCCAUAAAAUGAAAACUAAACCCAUUAAUAAAAUUAAUAUUCUGAUUUGCAGAUAAUAGGAAUUAGUACAGAAGGAAAUCAAACAAGUAACUAAUAUAAUUAAAAUAGAUAAUAAUAACCCACAUAAUAAAGUUAGUAAAGUCAUCAUAAUAUUAGCCAUAGACAUAACUCAUUAUAAAAUGAAAAUAUUCGCAGAAAUUCCAUGCAAUAACCUAGUUCGAAUGGGCAACUAUAAAAUAACAAUAUAUAAUUUAACUAAGCUUUCAACAAUAGUUCUGCAAGCAAUUUAAAUGAUCAUAAUAGAUAAAAUUAGCAGCAUCAAGCAAGAUACAGAAUUACAGUAAGACCAAACAAUUCAAAUAAUUAAGCUAAUUAUCAAUAGUAAUAAAAUAGACAGUCAUAAUAAUAGUCCCUUUCAGAAACGUUAAACGAGUUUUCUUAAAUUUAAAAUGGAAAUACUUAUAACUAAUACAUGAACUAGACUGGGAUGUCUCAUAUAUAAAUGGUAAAUAACGAAUACCUAAACUUAAAUGUUAAUUCAUUAGCAUAAUCAACAACUAGUGAUUUCUUUGGUAAUACGAAUAACGGAUAUAAUUAAUUUUUAAAUAGCUUAAAUUAGAGCAUAAUUGAAAGGUAUAAUUAUGACUUUGAUAGUUAAAAUAAUAAUAAUGAAGUUGAAAUAGAAGAUGAUGAAGAUAAUAAUAACAAUCAAAUUAUAUAAAACAUUGAAGAAGACGAUUAAAAUGACAACGAGGAAUAAAAAUAAGAAGACUACGAAGAUUACACAAGUUAAUAUGAUCAAAACUUCAUUGAGCUGAAUAGAAUAAGAAAUCUGUAAGCAAACUAAAUUAAUUUUAUGAAUUAAAUAAACUCAAUUAACAACAGAUAGAUUAAUAAUAAUCCUCAAAACAAUAAUCAUUUAAAUUUUAAUUUACAAAAUGUGAACCUUAACAAUAACAUCUUAAGAAGAAUAAGUAAUAAUUAGUAGCAAUAACAAUAAAUUAAUCACUAACACUUGUUAUCUUAAAACGCUUAAAAUCAAUCUACAAACAAUAACAGCAAUUAUGGAUACGAUAUUUUCUCAAAUGAAGAGAACCAUUCUUACAAUUAGUCAUAAAUGAAUCAUUUUCUGCCAAAUAUUUACUACCCAAAUAAUCAAUCUAGUUAAUAGAAUAAUAUUAAUAGAAGACAAUAUGAAAGAACUUAACAUGCAGAACCUCAUACAAUAUUAAGAUAAAACGGAAGAAGGAAUAGAAGAAGAUGGAAUUAACAAUUAAGUAGAAAUUAAAAUCAAGGCAAUUCUAAUUAACAAAGAUAAUCAAAUGAAGGCAGUUAAUAAAUUGCUGGAUCUAAUUCUAAUCUAAAUUCAAUGCAAGCUUAUAUUGGAUAAAAUGAAUUUAACAACAAUAUUUUAAAUAACUUUAUUGAAUAUUAAUCUGAUUACUAGGAUUAUAAUGAAGAUAGCGAAUAAGAGAGUUAUAUUUAUGGUGAAGAAGAAGAAAAAUAAUCAUUUGAAAGAUAUAACUUCAAUUCUCAUAUGUUUGACAAUGGGUAUCUUUUUCAAUAAUAUUAAGAAGAAGAUAGCCAAGAUUAGUAAGAAGAAAACUAUGAUUCUUAAUACUUAUAAAAUACGGAAAAUAAUAUCAAUUUCGAAGAAGAUAUUGACAGCUAUGAUAAUAAUGAAGAAUAAGAUGAAGACGAUGACAAUUAAGAUGAUGACGAUGAAGAAGAAGACGAUGAUGAUGACGAUGAUAAUGAUAAUGAUGAUGAUGACGAUAAUGAAAGUUAGAUAUAUGAAAAUAAUUUUAAUAUUACAUUCUAAAUAAAUUCCCCAAAUGAAAUAAAUUUCAAUGUGAAUUAGAUAAACAUUGAUAUUGACAAUUAAAUGUAUGAAAACUCAUCUUAAAUAAGUCUACCUGAUCCUAGAUUCUUUGACGAGUUUGCAAGAAAUCUGAUGAGAGAUAUUUUAAAUAGACACGAAUUAAAUAGCUUGAUAUCUAGGCAUAUAUAUUCUUUCUAGAUUGACUCAGAGGCAUUAUAGCAAGAAGAAAGUAAUUAAGUGCCUGGAAUGAAUUAAGAAGAAAUAGAUAAAAUGAAAACGACCUUCCACACAAGCAAUAAAACACAUAAGACAUGUGCAAUAUGCUUAAAUGAUUUUGAUGAAGGAGAAAAAGUCAAAGAAUUAAACUGCGAGCACAGGUUUCAUAUUUCAUGUGUUGAUGAUUGGCUUAAAAUCAAAGGAAGCUGUCCUUUAUGCAGGUAAAAUUUAGUCUAAGUAAACUCAGACUAAUAAAAUGAAGAUAAUUAAGAUUUGUAAGUUGAUGUUUCAUACUGA